AUGAUUCGAGCGCAACCUUUCCGCCACCUUGCACGUUUGCGGCCACGCACUCGCAUCCGCAUCCUGCACACCUCGCCUCCGCAAGCUGGACUCUGGUCGGCGCUAACCGCACUCUUCGAACCCUUGGCGACGAUGGAGGCAGAGGGGCUAUCGCCUAUCCCGCCUCCUCCGGCGACGAGACGAUUGGAUGCGGGGGACGGACCACUGGUGUGGAUCGACUGCGAAAUGACUGGCCUCACCACGGCUGACCAACUGCUCGAAGUGGCGUGCAUCAUCACCGAUGGCGACCUCACCCCGCUCGACGGUGGAGUGAGCUAUGUGAUCAAAACCCCGAAAGAUGUGCUGGAUAAUAUGAACGCCUGGUGCGUGAGGCAGCAUGGAGAGUCGGGCUUGACGGCAGAGUGUCAGUCGGAUUCGUCGCACCCACAUGCCUCGGUGCGUGCAGCCCUGCUAGCGUAUGUGAGGGAUAGAGUCCCCACACCCAACGCUGCCUGUUUGGCAGGAAAUACAGUCCACGCCGACAAGGUAUUUCUGGUCAAGGAAAUGCCAGAGCUGGUACAGCAUCUGCAUUACCGCAUCGUCGAUGUUAGCAGCAUCAAGGAGCUCGCCAAAAGGUGGUACGGUCAAGAUGCGCUGUACAAGCACCCACAACAGUCUAAGGGUCAGGCGCACAGAGCGCUGUUCGACAUCAACGCCAGCAUCGACGAGCUCAAGUGGUACAGGCAGACACUCUUCAAACCAAACACCGCCUAA
Moesziomyces antarcticus is the source of this 753-nucleotide messenger RNA. Its product is annotated as ribonuclease H-like protein. The transcript is spliced from 2 exons. NCBI's taxonomy places the organism in Eukaryota, Fungi, Basidiomycota, Ustilaginomycetes, Ustilaginales, Ustilaginaceae. Bases 1 to 753 code for a protein of 250 amino acids. The record is from RefSeq and is a predicted model, not a curated record. Gene Ontology annotation, cellular component: mitochondrion. Gene Ontology annotation, molecular function: nucleic acid binding; 3'-5'-RNA exonuclease activity.